This is a messenger RNA of Lepisosteus oculatus (spotted gar), 2642 nucleotides long. It is a transcript of the gene gmnc, whose product is annotated as geminin coiled-coil domain containing. Gene Ontology annotation, cellular component: nucleus. Gene Ontology annotation, biological process: negative regulation of cell cycle; negative regulation of DNA replication. The record is from RefSeq and is a predicted model, not a curated record. NCBI's taxonomy places the organism in Eukaryota, Metazoa, Chordata, Actinopteri, Semionotiformes, Lepisosteidae.
UACAACUCACCUCCCUCAGACAGCUCAGUUCUCUUUAAAGGUCUAGGGAGCUCUGAGGAAUACCCUUUGUAUCCCUUCCUGCAUAAUGAGCACUGUACUUCCCUGCCAAGACCAGUACUUUGUAGGGGGCCAGAACUAUGAUUGCCCCUAUUCCGUCCCGACGUCAGCAGACGGUGUUGACGUUUCCAAGGAAACACUGGUCUCCGUUUGGGCCGCUGGUCUCCUGGACAACACAGCCUGCCAGCACGAGCCACAGCAGCAGGACCAAUUUUGUUACUUUGAUUCUGGAACCCAGCAUGACUUUACUUGGAACGACCACUUAUCACCACAUCUGCAGAGAAAUAAGCAGCUUCAGGACACUUUGUUACAGAAAGAAGAAGAGCUGGCGAGGUUACACGAUGAAAACAACAAACUGAGAGAAUACCUGAAUUCUGCCUUUGUGAAAUCUUUGGAAGAAAAAACGAUGAAACUUCUGCACAGCUCUCAGGGAGGAGAAGGAAGAUUGAAAAAGAGGAAGCGGAAGUCGGAAAGCGACGGAAGCUUCCGGGGCCUCACUGCCAGCCAGCUGCUCCCAGGGACGAACCGGAAGAGGACGAGAAGGAACCUGACGCUGGAGUUCUGCUCUGCUGAGGAGCUUGCCAGUACUCCUUCUGUUGACUCCUGGGUCCUCCAAACCCUGGGUCUGAAGGACAUCAACACAAUCGACGACUCAGCUAACUACAGUGCCAACUCAGAGGAUCGCCUGCCGUCUUUAGAUGGUCCGAGUGCCAUUCAGACCACUAGUGCAAUGGACUAUGCCAGUCAUAUGCCCUCUGCUGCAGGAUUUUGCCCGGAGCCAAGGGUAGAAAUGGACUACACUGCCAACCCAUGUAGCUUAGAUUCAAGCAGCCUGCUACAAGCUUGCAUCGGUCAACAGCAACCUUUGUCAAUUAACACUGCGCCUCCUCCGUACGUGUCACCUUAUGGAUUGGACAUUUCCAAAAAUAAAACAGAAGUCGCCUUUACCAUGUCCCUCAACCCCCACAGCAAUGUUAAGACACACAGCUUUGAGCAGGGCCAAGCAUUCAUACGCAGGGACGAGCAAGGUGGCUGGAAGUUUACAUGGGUCCCCCGACAAUCUGAUUAGCUUCAACUACCACUGCCGUUUGCAGAAGAAACCUGUAUUGUUUACAAACUUAAUAAUGCACUUGAAUAAGCUCAGAUAAUACUUGAGCUAUUCAUUAAAGUAGAGCAAUUGUUUUGUCAGUGUGUGCGUGUGGGGGGUUUACUUUUAUUUAUUUUUAUAAAAUAUUUAUAGUUACAGACCCUAAGCUGAUUAAUUUUGAUACAGUUCGUAAUAAUGUAGCAUAAUGCACAAAGUAAUAAUAAUGUAGUGCAAUUAAAGUGCACUUAAACAUGAUUAAAGCAGGAGCUAAAUAAACUACCUCAUAAAGUGCACAUAGUUUGAAAUGUGCUCAUUAACAACGGCGUUAAAAAAUAGGUUUUGAUAUGAAACUUCCUGCACAUUUCAAAACAGUUUGAUGUCCGUAAGAAGAAUCAGAAAGUCUAAAUUGUUAUACUUAAUUUCUGAUCUUGCUAUUUGCAUCUGUAAUACGCAAAUUUUACACCUUAAGUAAUUGUCUCAACUGUACUGUAACACAGUAUGAUGCACUAUAGUUACCUCUCUAUCCUUAGAGACUUAUUAAUUUCCAUUGAGAUUUUGAAGAAAUUUUGCUAGAUCACUGCCACAAUAUCACAUGCAAAUGUAUGUGUGUUACUCUUCUCUAGACCUUUAGCAACCUUUAUGUGGAAUCCCCCACACCUAUAAUUCACUAGCAGAACAAUGACAGAAUGUUAAGUUGUUUCUCCAGUUGGGAACCUGCACGACAGUUUUUGAAAGUAAGGGAUCAUCAUUUUGUACAUUAAAGAUACAAAAAAACAGGUACAAAUACAUCAUAAUAGUACUUUCUCACAUAGGAGUUUCUGUAUUUAAGGUAAAAAAGUAUUUUUUAAGUAAAAUCCAUUAAAAAUACAAAAAGGCCUACAUUCUUUACUGUAAAUUAAGAAACUAAAUAUAAAGUAAAACAUGACAUACCAUAAAUUUAUGAAGUAAAUUUUCCUUUAGAUUAUAUAGAGCAAAUGUCUCAUUGCCUGUUUUAUGUGUAAUUUACCUCAUUAACAGGGAGAUAAUAUUUUCAAUUGUUUCUUUAAUUUUAUAGAUUACGUAAAUAAAGACAACCCUUAAAGCUUACAUCUUAUGUUUUUCUUAUUGUUAUUUUUUUCAUUUUGUGAAUGCUGCAUUUUCUUUUUUUUAAAUAGCAUUGGAAUGACACAUGGAACUCCUUUUUACUUGAAUAACUUAGUUUAUUUGUCUCAUAAAAAAAACCUUUAUUGCCAUAGGAUUAAACUAAAGCAGUUUGUAGCUGCUUUUUAAAAAUCUGCUGCUGUUGAAAUGUUUGGUUUUUUUUUUCUGUCCUGAACAAAUAUUGUCUUUGGACACUAAAAUAUGUCAUUAAAAUGUGCUUUGUACUUUAAUCACGGUAACAUUUAAUGUAAUUUAAUUGUGCAUUUUGACGUUUGUGACUCUUGUAAUAUAUUCUAACUGUAAAAAAGACUAAUGGAGUAUAGAUUUUUAAUUUUUUUAUUAUUUUACUAUAAAUAAA